AUGGCAUUUGUCGUACACUCUCUCGGCAUCCUCUGGUUGCUUGGUUCCACCGACCCUUUCGAAUCCAAAUGCUACCAGAAGCUGGCCAAUUUUCGGCAUCGAUCUAUCAAAGCCACUCUCAGAAACUCAGAAACCCCCAAAAACAACGAGUUCGGCCAAGGAAAUGGGUGGAGCAUCAACGUCGCAGUUGCCACAAAUGUUAGUCAGGGUACUAUGAGCAAUUCAACCCUGUCACGAAUCAGUCUUGACGCCUCAGAUACCCCAUUCUCAAGUGGGAACGUAUCUGACGGAUACCGUGUCUGCUCAUAUGUCUGGUGGCAGAUGGGCUGGACCGAAAACGAAAUCAAUAAACUCCAUGACGAUAGCGAAGGCUCAUGUGGUGGCGUCAUCCCACAAAGUUGCAUUCACGACAUCAGAGAAACCGCAGCGAAGGUCCAGUGCGACAGCUCUUUGGAGUCGCCGCUUUACGGGAUCGGAUUCAACAUCCCGACGAGUUGCAGAAAUCUAACCACGAAGUUCACGUCGAAUGCGUCGGACUCUUCGUACACAGUAUUCCAGUCAAGUGCACCUUACAACGUUGCCGGUAACGAUAGUGAUACCAGAGAGGUCUACGAAUACGCCAUGACACAGGUCUGGCCCGUGAUGCUCUCUUACAGUUAUACCGAGGAGAGUGGGACCUCAAACUACACGGUCUUCCGCUGCGUUCGAGCCAAUAACAUCACCGCUGGAAGUCCGUUGCCCGAAAGCUUUGGGAAUAGACCGAGUUCGUCGGCUCAACUCGAUCGUCAUUCGCGAGUCUAUUUGUGGGCUUGCUAG
Messenger RNA from Colletotrichum phormii, 816 nucleotides. RefSeq lists its product as uncharacterized. Bases 1 to 816 code for a protein of 271 amino acids. NCBI's taxonomy places the organism in Eukaryota, Fungi, Ascomycota, Sordariomycetes, Glomerellales, Glomerellaceae. The transcript has 3 exons. The record is from RefSeq and is a predicted model, not a curated record.